Aspergillus neoniger CBS 115656 is the source of this 1717-nucleotide messenger RNA. Its product is annotated as polyamine transporter. The coding region runs from base 68 to 1639 and encodes 523 amino acids. The transcript has 4 exons. The record is from RefSeq and is a predicted model, not a curated record. Gene Ontology annotation, molecular function: transmembrane transporter activity. Gene Ontology annotation, biological process: transmembrane transport. Lineage: Eukaryota; Fungi; Ascomycota; Eurotiomycetes; Eurotiales; Aspergillaceae.
CUUGAACCUCUUUGAACCUGUUCUCGAGAUCUCCUUUCUGGACACCAUAGAUCCAAGAUCAGUCAAAAUGAAGGAUGAUGGUGUUCAAACCAGCAGUGAAGGUAAACACCCCGAACAUUCCCCGCCGGGGGUCGUGCUGGUGCCUCGACCCAGUUCCCAUCCCCAGGACCCGCUCAAUUGGCCAUAUCGUCGGAAACAACUUAUUCUGGCCACUCUCUGCCUGGCCUCUUUUUCGGGGGCUAUCGCUCCCCUAUCUGGUCAGCUGAAUCUGGCCCAACAGGCCAAGAUCUAUGGCAAAACAAGGGUCCAAGAGUCCUAUGCUAACUCCGCCGCAUUGGCGGGCAUGGCCUUCGGGCCCUUCUUCUUUGCCCCAGUCGCCCAUCGACUGGGUCGCAGCUCCGUUAUCUUCUGGUGCAUUCUUUGUGCCCUCGUCUGUCAGAUCUGGGCGGCCGUCAUGACCCGUUCGGAUGAUUAUAUCCCCUACAUCAUCUCGCGACUUUUUGCCGGCUUUUUCGGCGCCGUUCCCACCGUUCUUGGCCCGCGUGUCAUCACCGACCUGCUGUUUCUGCAUCAGCGCGGUCGCGCCUUCAUGGCCCUGCAUAUGGCCUUUCUGUUUGGCACCAUCGCCGGCCCGACCUUCUCGGCCUUCAUCUCGGCUAAUGCUUUCUUCCCCGUCGAGUUCUGGUGGACUGUCGGCCUAUUGGGCGCCACAGCCAUCCUCAUCUUCCUCUUCCUCGAGGAGACUGGGUAUGAUCGCGAGAAUCCUGAUCGGAAUCCUGCCAUACCGACCAACUGGUUGGCUAACCGCUGGGCUACCUUCUUUUUCGGCCAGCGUUUGGUGCAGCCCACCACCUGGUCGGUUACCAUGAAAAUCGCCGUGGCGCCCAUUCUGAUCGGUAUCUGUCCGGUCACAGUCAUCAUGGGUACCUUCACUCUGAUCUCCUUCGGGUUCUACGUCGGCAUGAACGCCCUGGUGCCUGUGUGGCUGCAGCGGACGCCAGAGGAAGGUGGUUACGGCUUCUCCUUGAAGCAGAAUGCCGCUUUCACCUUCUGCCACUGGAUCGGCAUCCUUGUCGUCCAGCUCGUUGGCCACUACUACAACGACAGACUACCCCUGGCGUUGGCCCGACGCUUCAACCACGGCGCUUGGAAGCCUGAGUACCGCCUGCAGGUGCUCUGGAUUCCCAGUCUUAUCCUCAAUCCCAUCGGACUGGGCCUAUUCGGCGCCACUCUGCAGUAUCACCUGCAUUACAUGGUGCUGGCACUGGCGGUGUUCAUUGUAACAAUUGGCUCGCUGGCCAGUGUGCCGGUGACGGUCAACUACGUCGUGGAAUGCUUCACGCGCUACCCGGCGGAAGCGGGUAUUGUGAUCGGCGCCUACCGUAUCGUCUACGGUCUUACUAUCAGCUUCUACAUUGACCCGUGGGUGGCUGCCGUUGAUGUCGGCUGGGUGUAUGGCAUGAUGGCUUUCUUUGCUAUCUUCUCAUUCUUGUUUGUCAUGCUGCUGAUGUGGAAGGGACAUGCCAUCCGCGAAUGGCAGCUGGCUAGCGUGGCCAGCAGUGAGGAAGGCGUGCAGAUCGAGGAUGGGAUCAGUGAGAAGGGGACGGUGGAACACGAUGGAGAGAAGUUGAAGGUUUGAUACCCCUAGAAGUUGCUACCGGCACAUCGCGUGCUGAAGUGUAAUGUGUGUACUUAAUUUACCCAUCUAUAAUUUCGG